Messenger RNA from Hypoxylon fragiforme, 2358 nucleotides. Its product is annotated as insulin-induced protein-domain-containing protein. Lineage: Eukaryota; Fungi; Ascomycota; Sordariomycetes; Xylariales; Hypoxylaceae. The record is from RefSeq and is a predicted model, not a curated record. The transcript is spliced from 2 exons. Bases 363 to 1640 code for a protein of 425 amino acids. Gene Ontology annotation, cellular component: endoplasmic reticulum. Gene Ontology annotation, biological process: sterol biosynthetic process.
UCGGAAUACACAAAGUUUGGGGAAUCCAGAUCCGGUCACGAUCCUCGCCCUCCCUUUCGAUAGAGUUCCGAUACUACUUGACCCCGGUCAGCCAAUUGGCCUUAUUCCAAGCAAUAUUUUGGCCACGCGGCACACAUUUAGUUGGCUUAUUAUCCUCCUCCUUUGGCACCCGCCAACUCUGUUCACCUACCUCGUUCCCUUAUACAUACCUACCUAGCUUCCUAGCUUCACAUUGCGAUCCUCUCGUACCUUCAUAAACUAGCUCUCAGACACAUUUCUCGCACCAUCCGGUUUGUCGAAUACUGUUUUAUAAAGCGCCCCCAAGUUCGCUAUUAUACCCGCUUCGCUUCUUAAUUUGCAUCAUGUCCGGCUCACAAGCAAACGACGGGCCGCCCUUAUUACGUCCUGUCCCUCGCCGACCCUUUGAACUGAACCGCAAGCAACCCACACCACCUCACGACAAUGACGAGAAUCAUCUUCCCUCCACUGGCUCACAACACGGUCUCUCGCUGAAUCUCGACACUAUAAACAGUCGCCUACUCGAUCCAAGAAACAGUGCCCCUUCUCCCGAUUACACCCCCAUCAGUCGUACACAGUCCGUGCUUAACAUGACGGGCUCAACGCUGAUGGGAAUCUACUCGCCCACAAUAUAUGGGAAAGAUAGGGUCAACCCAACGGACGAUAGUACGCCUUGGGGGACUGGAGCCGAGACACCUGCUAGGAACAUAAGCGCAGAAGAACCGUACUACAAUCUUCACAAGGAGAGGGCACAGCCAAUAAGGAGGCGGUCCUCCCUUCAUCCGCCUACACGUCUAGAACCGCUGUCUACUUUACAGCGCAUUUUUUACAUGGGUUCGCGAGGCCUUCUCUUGUUCAGCCUGGGCGUGCUCUACGGGAUGCUAGUCGCCCAGAUCCGGGAUAAGCAACAGACCACGAAGGCAUUCCAGAUGGACGGCAUGAUUAAGGCCGCUGACGGUGGAUAUGACUGGAGAUACAUGACUUUUUGGGGGGUUGCCGGAGUUAUGAUGGGUUAUCUGCUGCCGUGGUUCGACGGCGUCUGGGAGCGGGCAUUUGGUAGCAACGACGAAGUCCUCGAGUGUGCUGCUAAGCACGGCAUGGGCCCAGAUCAUGUAUGCAAAGAGGCCGCCACGUCUACGGACUGGGCGCUAGCCAUCAGGGGUAUAGGAACUUUUGUUGGAAUUGCUUUUGCUAUCCGAAAACUCCCCUGGGACUCUACGCUUCAAGUCUCUACAACACUGGCGCUUGUUAAUCCCGUGCUCUGGUUCCUCAUUGACCGUUCUCUUCCCGGGUUCAUCCUAUCGACAACCGUCGGAAUUACUGGGUCGAUCAUACUCAUGGGUUUAGUACCAGACAUGGUGCCUACCCCGGCGAACUCGUCCACGUCCGGAAUCUCUAGUCAGCAGUAUAAUGUAUCAACGACCGAUGCGCAUUUUCCUGGUUUCCAGCAUGAGCCAACGGUUUCGUUCGGCGGUCUAACGCUUAGCCAAGAGACGGUAGCGAUGAACAUAUGGGUCAUGAGUGUUCUGUUCUGCUGCUGUGUGUGCUUUGGAAACAUUGGCCGCUGGCUCGCGUUGAACCGGGGCGCCGCCGCAAAGGGACGAUGGGCGGAGCGUCGAUAAGCAUUUCGAAAAGUGGGAGAAGAAAAGCGGGUGGCUUAUGAUUGAAUGUAUAUCUCGAAUUUGGGUAUAGAUAUACGUGUAUUGGUGUUGCUCUUGGAUGAUAUCUCUAUCUCUACCACAGCGGAAAAGGGUUAAGGGGAGUUUGGUUUACAGCGACAAACAGGUAUUAAAAGAUAUGUAUGAAUCAAUAAAAAGAAAGAUGGGAGUUUCCCAUGUUUUAUGAAAACAAGAUCUGAACGUUGGGGAGGGGGAUCAUCGGGUACUCUUAACUAUCGUUGCUUGUGACUUUGGUACGGAAUCGGAAUGGGCUAAGUGUGCCUAGUUCCCUAGGUAGGCUAUUACUCGGUGAUAAGAAGCCCAGGUAGAUAUGUAGGUACUAGACACGGGGGGAGAGAAGAUGAAGCAAGUAUGAAGCUGUGAAGCUGCGAUAGGGGAUAAGGUUGAUGAUGAAUGGACGCACUUCAACUUCGUGAGCACGGUCCGGAUUACUAGCUCAGGGCCGAGUAUCUACUAUGUGUUUGAUUAUAUUUGAUUGUGUUACGGGAAGUCCGGCAUGGUAAUUGACUUCACGACAAGGUCACAAGGUCACAGGGUCACGAAAGAGCGAUCCCCCUAUCAAAUAUAUCAAAUAAUAGACGGAUAACAAGAUAGGCAAGUAGGUCAUCAAAGUCCUGGGGAUCAAAAUCAAAAUGGUUCACAAAAAUAUGUUAGCGUCAUA